UUCGAGGGGUCGAGUCUGCCCCGCGCUUUGCUGCUUUGGACUUCUGAAUUAUGAUUGCGGGGCAUUUCAUCCAAAUGCCCCUCCAAACUUUCACGAGCUUCUACUCUAAACAUCAUUUAAUAUCGGUUUAGACAUCAUCCAACAACUCCUAAAAAUACGUAGUAGUCAAUUGGCCCUCAAUCCGUCAAGAUGUUCAAGAGAGAAAUAACCGCCGCGCCCAAAUCCAAGCUAAAGUCGUCGGUCCAACGAUCUCUGCGCCAGUCUUUACUGUCGACCUACCCGCUACUAAACCCCUACAUCGAUGAAAUCCUACCGAAGAAGGGGUCGCUCGAGGCCAUGAAGCUUCCCGAUCGCUGCACACUGUACGUGUUAGACUCCCAGCCGCUCUUCUUCCAGCAGGACACAACAACGCUGCUACCGCACCUACGCCUCGUCCACCGCUUCCCAGACGCCUUCCCUAGUAUACGCAUAGACCGCGGAGCGAUUCGCUUCGUAUUGUCCGGAGCCACACUCAUGGCACCCGGUCUGACAAGCACUGGCGGCAGAUUACCCAGCGGCGUCAGCACCGAAGAGGGGAAGGAGGGUCUAGAUGAAGACGAGAGGUGGACUAGGGAACUGGAGAAAGGAGAGCCCGUGGUAGUCCGAGCCGAGGGGAAGCUCGAGGCAUGCGCCGUAGGAUUCUUAGUCAUGGGCACCAAGGAAGUUAAAGAGAAGGGUAAAGGGCCUGUUAUCGAGGACGCGCACUACCUGGGCGACGGAUUAUGGAAGCUCACUACGGACUAGAGUGAGUCGCGGUGGAGCGUGGUCGAUUUAUUGGUUAAGCGAGUAUCAUUACAUGAAGCACGUGCACUAGCCCGAGAGUGCCUCGACGAAGCUAUCUCAGUUGUGAGAAGCGGUACUAUCCGAGGGAUUCAUACUACUAGGGCCAAUUAUAUUUACAUAUCAUCUUGUGAAGGUUCCGAAGAGGCAAAGCUAUCAGAAUAUGAAAGUGAAUAAAAGGUAUUUUUAUUAAUGGUAUUUCGAAGGGGUGAUUCUGGUGAGACGUGUACACAGAGUAGAGUAUCGGAUUGAUAGGUACUAAUUUGCAAGGAUAUGUGUAAAGUUUAACAUGAUUGUUUGGCUGGCCGGCCGGUCGAUUUGAAUACUCUUCUAGUGGGAUUUCAAAUACCUUCUUCUAAAAGGUACCUCCUAUGUAUUGAAUUAAACUCUGUUUGGGAGGGUUGUUUGCAUUCGUUAUGUUUGCUACCGCCGAAGUGGGGCCGUGAUACACAUCGGACCGGCGCC
This is a messenger RNA of Daldinia loculata, 1284 nucleotides long. RefSeq names its product translation machinery-associated protein. Gene Ontology annotation, molecular function: RNA binding. Gene Ontology annotation, biological process: formation of translation preinitiation complex. The record is from RefSeq and is a predicted model, not a curated record. The transcript has 2 exons. Lineage: Eukaryota; Fungi; Ascomycota; Sordariomycetes; Xylariales; Hypoxylaceae. The coding region runs from base 190 to 783 and encodes 197 amino acids.